This is a messenger RNA of Exaiptasia diaphana, 4305 nucleotides long. Its product is annotated as BAI1-associated protein 3. The record is from RefSeq and is a predicted model, not a curated record. Lineage: Eukaryota; Metazoa; Cnidaria; Anthozoa; Actiniaria; Aiptasiidae. The transcript is spliced from 36 exons. The coding region runs from base 199 to 3708 and encodes 1169 amino acids.
AUUCGUAGAGUGAUGUGAGUUAAUACUGUGCUUGAACGGUCUGGCGCUUGAAGCCUUUGGACCGAGGAGUUGAAAUUGGCAAACGCUUGUAUUUGCAUACUUAAAAGAGCUUACUAUUUUUAUAAACAAGAGAGAGAGUAUUGGUUUCACCAGUGCACAUAACAACAUAACAUCUGAAACAGUUUAAGAGCUCAAAUUAUGGAUAGUGAAACUGAAGGCGAAGCCAGAAAAAGGCGACUUCAAAAUAAUAGAAAGUUUACUAGCUUACUUGAUGAAUUAUCGAAUGAAUCCACAACUUGUUAUUUGCAAGGCUCGACUCCACAUGAACGAGCUGAGGAACUCGAUGGUGGGUAUUUUGAAAGCCUCAUUGCACUUGACUGGCGAAAAACUAUAAAAAGAGUCAGUGAACAAUCAGUGCACAUCUCACAGAUUGAGGACCUACCAGAACCAAGUAACUUGGAUGAUAUACCUGAAGGUCAUGGGGACAGUAAGGAAGUGGUUCAAGGAAAGACAAUAUCAUUAUCAGAUAAACAGCGAGAAGCUUUGUAUUGUGAAUCAGUUUAUACCAUCAUGCAUCAAAUUGGUGGCCAAGAGAAACAAGUGUCCAAUGAUGAUUUACAUGCUUAUCUACAAAAGGUUCUCGGGAUUUCAGGUGAUAAACAUCGUGAACUUUAUGAAAGGACAAAACACAGAGAGUCACCGAAGUUUUAUCUCAAAGUUCAAGUUGUUGAAGCAAGGAAUCUUCAAGCUAAGGAUGCCAAUGGCUUUAGUGAUCCUUACUGCAUGAUAGGAAUAAUAAAAAGUCAAGGAUCUGUGGAAGACACUACUAGUAAACGUAAAGUAAGACAACGAAAGUUUUCCAAGACAUUGCAGGAAAUUCUUAAAACUGAAUCAAUACAAAUGACAACUGUCAGAGAAAACACCGUCAAUCCAUCAUGGAAUGAGACUUUUAAUUUUGAAGUCAAUGAUAUCGCAAGUGACAUCUUACAUAUUGAUAUUUGGGAUUGUGAUGACAAGGAAAAACUCACCGACCAUGACAACAAAAUUACAAAAAUCAGAGGUUUUCACGGUGUAGGAAGAUAUUUGAAAGAUGUGGUUCAGUCUGCUCGAGCUGGCGAUAGUGAAAGUACAGACGAUUUCCUGGGGUAUCUGGAAUUACCCUUGCAGGACAUCCAUUGUGACGGUAUCGAUGAAUGGUUUUCACUGAAAACCAAGUCUUCUAAAUGUCGUGUAACUGGAGAUUGUCAUAUCAAGAUAUCGCUGUCUUCAGGAAAGCGACCUGAGUUCCAUAGCGAUGUACAGAAUUUGUAUUCAUUCUUCCCAGACCUCUAUGCGGCUCUUCUGCUGGAAUUUGUCCGCUAUGACGUCGAGGCAGCAAAAAUGACAGACGACCUAUUAUCAGUCCCAGCCGAGUACAUUCUUCACCAGUUGGCCAUUCAGAAUGACCUGACUCCUCUACAAGAAGCAGCAAUACGAUGGAGAUUCUACAGUGAAUUCCACUGGACGAACCCUCUACAGUACGAUACACUUUGUGUUUUAGCGCACAAACUCGCUAAGCAGUGGACACCAGGUCGAUUGUCAGACAGAGAGGAACGAGCUCUUCGACAAAGCCUACAGCAGUUUGUAGACAAUUGUCUUCAGUUAGUACUCAAACAUCGGGAUCUUUAUCCUCCUACGGACAAAGGACGAUUUGGUCGACUUGUCAACCUUACAGAAUGUUUACAUGCCGUAAAAGAGAUGGAUGCCUUUAGCAGCAUUGAUGACAAAAAACCGAUGUCUCUAUCAAUCAGUCAAGUUAUUAAGGAAUCAGCGUCRGUCUGGUAUGACAAGACACAUGCAUGGCUUGAACCCAGGGAAUCUACACACGAGGCCAAACUGGCGUUUAUUGUUAACAUCAGCGAAGCUGUCAUGACUGACACUCUGAAGGGACUUAAAUUCUAUCAUAAAGUGUUUCGCUUAGUUGGAGUGGAUUACUUCACCGUGACGUAUUGUCAACUGGAACUGAUGUUGGCCAACGAUCUCAGAAUUUUCUUGGAAUCAUUAAAGCAGAGCAUCAAAAACAAAGACGAGGGGGAUAUAGUGGGGGAAAAAUUGUUCGCUCUUUAUCUCGCUAUUAGAGAACUGAUGAGUUAUCGCAAACACGCAAACAUCAGUGAUGAGCAUACAUUUGGUCUCGAUGAUUUUCACCUUUGGUUCAAGACAGUAGUUCUACGAUGGUUUGAUAUCGCACAAGCUAAAGCCAAACACCGAAUAAAGAAAGCUAUUGCAGUUGACAAGUUCGUGAGUGUCGAUCCUAGUGUUAUGUACUCGACGUCUGCGAUAGAUUGUACAGGAUGCUUUCACCAAAUUCGUGAGUUUUGGGUGAAGCUUGACUGGCCAGAUGCUGUAGGUUCCUACAUGUACGUAACACAGAUCAUCAGUAUGAUUUGCAGCAGUGCCUUGCAUUAUGCUGAUUUAGUCUUCGAGAAAAUGAUCCAAGAGAAUUACUAUAACAACGAGUCCACACAGUUUGAUGUUGUCGAUGAGCUAUGUGUCACUUUGAACRACAUUGAGUAUAUUCGUACAUGGCUAGCCAGUCUGCCCGACAUGAUGGAACUCAAUACUGUAGUUGCUGCCAUGAAGAAGGUUCAUGGUGAAAAAGGUGCGAAUCACGUCCACUCGUCCAUCACUAGCGUUGUAAACAGUGCAGACGAGGACAUGUUGAACAAGAUUGUAGCCAUUAUUGAACACAUCGGACAAAAGAUGGCAGUAGACGUGAAAAAGUUUGUUGUUCAGUUGUCGUUGGAACACAGUUCGAAAGCUACAGAUGAGGCAAUCAGCCCUCUGUUACAAUAUCUGGACGAUAAUUUAAUGGUCUUAAAUAAAAGUCUCAUGAAAUCGAUAUUUGAACUGACGCUAUCUUAUAUGUGGGAGAUUGUCAUCGAGUCAUUCAGCAAUGUGAACAAAAUGGGACGAGGGAAUACUCCCGAGUUUUACGUCCGUCUCAAAGAUUCCAUUGAGAUCGUCCAGGCGUUCUUUCAUGCGGAUGGGGCGGGUUUACCGUUCGACCAACUCACUGGCGGCCUUUAUGAGGGCAUCAUGGACUCUCUUGGUACUCGUUGUAUGACGACACCUCGACUUAUAGAAAUGUUUUACGGGACCAUGUGUGAACGACAGGAUGAGACUCCAGAAGAGUUCGGAGCGAUAACCUUGCGUUCUUUCUACGAUCUGUCAAACAGUACAGUCCAUAUCGAGGUGUUAAAUGCUCGGAAUCUUAAAGCUCUUGAUACAAACGGUCUAUCAGAUCCUUACGUCAUCCUACGUCUACAGCCCACUCAUCUAUUUGGCAAGCGAUUGGAACAAAAAUCCAAAGUCGUUAAGAACACUCUUUUUCCUUUGUUUGACGAAAAGUUCUCAUUCCCUGUACCAGUAGAUGUUUGUAAGAUUGAAGGUGCUUGUGUAGUGUUAACGGUGCUGGAUUAUGAUGUCCUCAGUAAUGAUGACAUUGAAGGGUUUGCUGUCUUGUCUCUCAACACCCUGGCAAGCCUAGAAGAACAGAACGAAGGUGGAUUUGCUAACGAACCACAAAUCACUCUUAACCUAAUGCAACCCAGUCUUGAAGGGACUGCUUUUGAAACGCUUGAAUGCCGUAACGAUAAGGAAGCCGAGAACUUUGUAAAAGAACAACGUCUUUUUUAUGAUAAAUUCCGCAGCGCUCAUUCAACCUGAAUCAAGAGUCUUGAUGUCUUGUUGUUCUCAGUAAAUCUCGAUUACUGAAGUUACAUGAUAAUCGUAUCCUCAGUUGGAUCAUUGAAAAGUAAGAUUGUAACUUGCCCUCGUUUAGUGUUCGUCACUAAGAGGAAAUGACAUCUUUGGGUCUUUUGGUGACACUAUAGAACGAGAAAAUAGUAUAUUUACACACCUGGAAUAUAGUUGUGGACAAUGAUAGUUUCGACGUCUUAUUGUGACGAAAGAAAGAGCGUGCAGGUCCUUAGUUUUUAUACACUUCAACAUAAAGCAAGCGUUAUUUKAACUCUUCGAGACCCAUUCGGGAAUAUACAGAACGCCAACAUGUCUAAAGAUCAUGCUGUUUCGAAACUUUAUUAUCAUUAUAAGUAUAUGUUAUUGACAAUAAAAAGUCCUUGUUCAUUAGAACAAUACAGAUUGGUUAAAAUGGGAGGCUUUCAAGGCGUUCAUAACUGACAUGGAAUGAUGGGAAACCGGUUAGUCAGGUUUUUUACCAUCACGUUUAUAUUCAUUCUACGUGUGUUAGUCAUGUACGGUGUGAAACCUUUGGUUUGACAAAAUAAAACGGUUAAAAUGGAA